Sabethes cyaneus is the source of this 1825-nucleotide messenger RNA. RefSeq names its product zinc finger protein-like. The transcript has 4 exons. The record is from RefSeq and is a predicted model, not a curated record. Gene Ontology annotation, cellular component: nucleus. Gene Ontology annotation, molecular function: RNA polymerase II cis-regulatory region sequence-specific DNA binding; DNA-binding transcription factor activity; zinc ion binding. Gene Ontology annotation, biological process: regulation of transcription by RNA polymerase II. Bases 115 to 1800 code for a protein of 561 amino acids. Lineage: Eukaryota; Metazoa; Arthropoda; Insecta; Diptera; Culicidae.
CCAAAUAGUUCUACUGCAAGGACUGCGAGCCAAAAUCUAUAUUAAUUUAUUGAUUUCAAACUUCUAACAAAUUCGUCGGCACAACAAAAAGGAAACGAAGAUUCGAAUUUCAAAAUGGAACUCAGCUGCUUGCCUCUUUGUCGGGCGUGUAUGACAGAAAUUGAUAAUCCAGAUCUGGCCAUGUCGCUGGCAGCACACCUGGAGGAUGACUCCCCGGUCGGGGCAGUUAUUACCGAGCUAACAUCGGUGCAUAUACAGGAGCACAGCGAUCUUCCGGGUCAGAUUUGUGGAUCUUGUCUGGAGGAAUUGAAACAGUUUAUCCGCUUCAUUCGCAAGGUCAGAGAUACAGAUCGAGCAUUACGGAAAAGAAUUCGGGAAAACGACAUUAAACAAGAGUCGCUCGAGAGCCUCUCUGCGGAAGACGUAUAUCAGGAGAUAGAAGUUUUGGAUCUGGGAACGGAAAUGAUAGACGAAAAAGAUCCGGUUGUACAGGAAGAAUAUUUGGACUGGCAUGCAGCACAAUCUGAACGCUCACCAAAUAUCACGUUAGAAUUAGAAGCUUCGGUGAUCGAUGAUUAUUCGGAAGGAGAAUUCAUCGGAUUUGAUGAUGCUGCUGUUCAAGAUGAGUGCAGUGCAGUAGAAUUGGAAACUCCAAUAACUCCAGAAAUAUUGAAAAACCUUAAUGACAAAGAAACAUAUAAUAAGAAUAAUGAUGUUCUCGAUGAAGUCGAACAAAAGUUGUUCAAAGUUAUCGUGAGAACUAAAGGCGAUUUUCUGUGCUGCGCUUGUUUCCAGAUAUUUCCUUCCGAAGAAGCGCUGAAAGCUCAUAGUGAGAAACAUAAAUCCAGGAUCAAUCUAUCCAAAUCCCACAGUUGUCCGGUUUGCUACCGAAGGUACACGACUGCCCGAGGUGUUGAAGUUCACCGAAAGCAAGCUCGUGCUUUUAAAGUAUACGAAUGCACGCGAUGUCAGGGUCGCUUCAUCGACGCUAAACGACGCCGACAGCACGCUCACAAUCAUCCUAGCAGAGAACUUCUGAAGUCUUCGGUUUUGGCUCCAAUACGUCUACAGCCAAACUACCGAAAAGGACACAUUUGCUGCGCACAGGCUUGUGGUCUCGCAUUUUCGUCCGAUGAAGCACUAAUCGCUCACGCCCAUGAGGCCCAUCGUGUGAACAAAUAUGAAGCGUGUUUGCCGGACAAAAAAGAAAAACCGUUCCAGUGCAAAGUGUGCUUCAAGCGGUUCAGCCACGAGGAAGGGCUUCGGAUGCAUCAGAAAAGAAAGUACAGGCAAACGGGACAACAGUGCUCGAUCUGUGGAUUGAACCUGCCAGGAAGUGCGGCCCUAGCUGCGCACGAGCGAAAGCACAGGGAGGAGAAACCGUUCCGAUGUGAGGAGUGUUUCAAGUGUUUUACCAGUCCGGCUUUAGUGAAAGCGCAUAUGCUGGUCCAUUCGAACGACAAGCCAUUCGUGUGCGCCGUAUGCGGAAUGGGAUUUCAGCGCAAGGCUGCUUUCAAAAAUCACGAGCUUAUACAUUCGGGCGCACUGCUCUUUCCGUGUGAACUCUGUCCGAAAUCUUUCCGUCUCAAGCCCAGACUUGAGCUGCAUAUGCGUAUUCACACAGGUGCCAGACCGUACCAGUGCAGAUAUUGCGAAAAGUCCUUCGCGGACCAUAGUAACCGUCAACGGCAUGAGAUGGGACACACUGGUAUAAAACCUCACAAAUGUACAUUCUGUGAAAAGACGUUCAUCACGAGACGAUUGCGGGCAGAACACGAACGGACACAUCGCAAAGGUUAGAACGUCAUUCCGAGUCGAAAUUGUC